This is a messenger RNA of Phoenix dactylifera (date palm), 2079 nucleotides long. NCBI's taxonomy places the organism in Eukaryota, Viridiplantae, Streptophyta, Magnoliopsida, Arecales, Arecaceae. The record is from RefSeq and is a predicted model, not a curated record.
AUGGGUCUCUGCAAGUCUGGUCCUCUCCACAUCUUAGUUCUCCUCCUUUUUCAGUUGUCCAUCGUGAUCCCUCUUGCAAGCCCACUCUCCUUCAACCUUACUGGCAAUAAACUGGACAAACCGAACAUAAACUUCUCUGGCGACGCCUACUAUCACGGCAGCAUCGUCGAACUGACCAAGAACCAGAUGGACUCUCCCCUUAACUAUAGCGUUGGAAGCGCCACAUAUUCCGAACCGGUGCCUCUCUGGGACAAAGCUUCAGGGACGCUUGCCAACUUCACAACAACUUUCAGAUUCUCUAUCAACGGCUUCGGAAAUCAGCUAAGUGCCGAUGGGCUUGCCUUCUUCCUCUCACCCUUCCCUUUUGUCCAGGACCCAUCGGCAACAGCCGGUAAAAAGCUUGGACUAUAUAAAAAUAAUGGCAACAAAACAGAUGAGAACAAGGUCGUGGCUGUCGAAUUUGAUAGCUACAUGAACACUGAUGUCGACGAUACAAGCGCCAACCAUGUGGGCAUCGACAUUUGGUCGAUCUUUUCCCGAAAACAAGUGGACUUGAAGGCUAGCCUCAGAGAGAAUGCACAAUUCAUUGCAUCCGUUAGUUACGAUGCUGCUGCUCAAAAUUUGAGCGUCUUCCUCAGUAAUGCUUCAGAUCCUCGGAGGAAUUGGAGCUUGUUUUAUGCAGUGGACUUGAGGGACCACCUGCCUGAGAACGUAGCCAUUGGCUUCUCAGCUUCCACCGGGGAACUUUACGAGUCGCAUAGCAUCUACUCCUGGGAUUUCAAUUCCUCCAAUUUGGGUUCUCAAGAUCUUGCUCCCAGCCCUGGACUUAGUCCAACUAAUGAAACUUUCGAAGCCAAGAAGAAGAGUAAGAUGAGCCUAGUGGUGGGCCUUGCUUGUGGCAUUGGGAUCUUGCUAUGUGGGUUGGGUUUGGUGUGUUCCGUAGUAUGGCAUAAGAGGGCUGGAGAAGAAGAAGAAGAGAAGGCUCUUGAAUUGUCCAUCAAUAAUGCAUUCGAGAGAGGUGGCGGCCCUAGGAAAUUUUCUUAUAGUGCACUCGCGAUUGCAACCAGAAAUUUUGUUAAGGAGGCAAAGCUUGGGAAAGGGGGUUUCGGGGAGGUUUACAUGGGAGUGUUGGAUGAUACGAAGCAAGAAGUGGCAAUCAAGAGGAUUUCCAGAGAUUCUAAGCAAGGGACAAAGGAGUAUAAAUCGGAAGUCACGAUUAUAAGCCGGCUGCGGCAUCGCAAUCUUGUGCAGCUCAUUGGCUAUUGCCAUCAAAGAGGCGAUUUGUUGCUUGUCUACGAGUACAUGUCGAACAAAAGCCUCGAUCGCCAUCUAUACAACGAGGAGAGAUUGCUAACAUGGCCAGAGAGGUACCAGAUCGCAUUCGGCUUGGCCUCGGCACUUCUCUAUCUUCACGAAGAGUGGGAGCAGUGUGUAGUCCAUAGAGAUGUCAAGCCGAGCAACGUGAUGUUGGAUUCGGGGUUCAAUGCUAAACUCGGUGAUUUUGGGCUAGCAAGGCUUGUGGAUCAUGAUAGUAAUAUGCAAACAACGGUUAUGGCUGGGACGAGGGGAUACAUCGCACCUGAAUAUGCUACCACAGGAAAAGCUAACAAAGAAUCAGAUGUAUACAGCUUUGGAGUUGUUGUACUAGAGCUUGCAUGUGGUAGAAAACCAAUUGAUUUAAAAGAGAAGCAAGACAAGGUGAAUUUGGUAGAGUGGGCUUGGGAGCUUUAUGGCAAAAACAUGUAUUUAACGGCAGUGGAUAAAAGGUUAAAGAUGGAAUUCGAAGAGAAACAAAUGGAGCGCUUCAUGAUUGUAGGGUUGUGGUGCGCCCAUCCAGAUUACAACAUGAGACCAUCAAUAAGACAAGCAAUUAACGUUCUCAAAUUUGAUGGUCCACUACCUGAUCUGCCACCCAAGAUGCCUGUAGCAGUGUAUUUUCCUCCAAUGGAUAUUUCUAAUCUUAUCUCCGCAUCAUCAUCAUCCGGCGGACCUCCAGUUAGUAGCUACUCUUCAAGCUCCAACUCAAACAUGGCCAGGAGUUAUUUUGAACAAGAAAUUGAAGCAGGUUUUAGAGAUUGA